Cyclopterus lumpus (lumpfish) is the source of this 2868-nucleotide messenger RNA. RefSeq names its product GIPC PDZ domain containing family, member 1 (gene gipc1). Lineage: Eukaryota; Metazoa; Chordata; Actinopteri; Perciformes; Cyclopteridae. The record is from RefSeq and is a predicted model, not a curated record. Gene Ontology annotation, molecular function: protein binding. The transcript has 7 exons. The coding region runs from base 482 to 1495 and encodes 337 amino acids.
UUACGAGGACACGUGAAGGCGUCACUGUUCCACCCUGCUGGGCUAGCUAAACCUAUAGCAGCAGCAUUCACAGGCACCGGACUUAUUACAAUCAGCCCGGACCGGGUCGACCUGAAAGAAGCAGAGCAGACACACAUACUGGACUUCCCCGGUUUGCAAGCGAAACGUUAUUUAUAUAUAUAUUUGUUACAACUCACGGCAACACCGUUAGCAGGCUAAGCUAGCAGCGAAGAGCUAAAACUCCUGCUCCCCGGCUGAGGACCACCCGCUGCUGGACGUGAUGGAUCCAGCUGUGUAAACUGCUCUGAUGUGUGGACUUCUAUCUCCAUUCAGCGCCUGGUUGAGACGGCUUUCAAGCUGCUCUGGAGGACCACACUAUCACUGUGACAUAAACAUCCAACAGGCCUGCAGCUGAUUGGGCUGAACGGGUCUGAUCGUAGCACAAGUCCCCUGAGAAGCCUGCUCCCCUUCUAGCACUACUAUGCCUCUGGGUUUGGGAAGAAGGAAGAAGGCUUCCCCGUUAGUCGAGAACGAGGAAGCGGAGCCUAUCCGCGCCGGUCUCAAUGUGCCAGGCAUGGAUGGCCUAGAUGGCGGUGUCGUUGGGCUGGGAGAAGGCGCCACCUCUGAAGGUCUGCCUCCACCACCCAGCAGCAUGCGACCUCGGCUCAUCUUCCAUACUCAGCUCGCCCACGGCAGCCCCACGGGCCGUAUAGAGGGUUUCAGUAAUGUGAGGGAGCUCUAUGCCAAGAUUGGUGAGGCCUUUGGGAUACCGCCAUCUGAGGUUAUGUUUUGCACACUGAACACUCACAAGGUGGACAUGGAUAAACUGUUGGGAGGUCAAAUUGGGCUGGAGGACUUUAUUUUUGCCCACAUUAAAGGACAGCGAAAGGAAAUAGAGGUGUAUAAAGGAGAGGACGCACUAGGUUUGACUAUCACUGAUAAUGGAGCUGGCUACGCUUUCAUCAAGAGAAUCCGCGAAGGGAGCGUUGUUCACCAGAUCCAGGUCAUCAAUGUGGGUGAUAUGAUCGAGUCGAUCAACGACCAAUGUCUGAUUGGGUGUCGACACUACGAGGUGGCCAAGACGCUGAAGGAGCUGCCGAAAGGGAAGGAGUUCACCAUCAAGCUGGUGGAGCCCCUCAAGGCCUUUGAUAUGAUCAGCCAGCGGUCCGGAGGGUCCAGGUCAGCAUCAGGUGUUCAGCUGGGGACCGGCAGAGGAACUCUGCGGCUGCGCUCUAAAGGUCCCGCCACAGUGGAGGAACUGCCCUCUGCAUUUGAGGAAAAGGCAAUCGAGAAGGUGGAUGACCUGCUUGAGAGCUACAUGGGCAUCAGAGACAGCGAGCUGGCGGCCACCAUGGUGGAGCUGGGAAAGGACAAAAAGAACCCUGAUGAGUUUGCAGAGGCUUUAGAUCAAACCCUCGGGGACUUUGCCUUCCCAGACGAAUUUGUUUUUGACGUCUGGGGUGCCAUCGGCGAUGCUAAGGUUGGGCGAGUGUAACCACUGACACUGUCGGAGCAGAACAACCUGUGUGUGGCACCCACAACAUUCAGCACUACUAGAAAACACAACACUACUGUCUUGAGUUUGUUUUUAUUCCAGUGUAUACUCCUACUAUUUUUCAUUUAGAGUGCACCCUUUUGGGAGCCUCUUCCUAGACAAAGAGGAUAAUGGCAGUUAAUGGAAGAAGAAGAUGUGCUUUUAUUUGUCUUCCGGCUUUUUCCAGAAACUACAAGCACGCUGAAGAACUUUUCCCUUUGACCGCAUCACUUGAACCUGCAUGUCAUUGUUGUCGUUGGCAGUGGAACAAGUGGAGCACAAGUCUCUGAUAUGGGAGCAAUGAAAGACAAAACAAACUCAAUCUUUAAAGAUUUUUGCACUGCUCUGUAAAACAACUACAGACUUGAACACAGAUCGCACUGUCGCUCACCUGGUGAGCGGCACAGUUACUGCACAGCACCCGGCAUCGGCCACCCCGAGUCUCCACUCGCCGUUCCUGUUAUGGAUCAGUUUUACAAGCAUGUGCUGUUAUAUUAUUAUCUUCAUAAUGAAUUCUGCUGGUUUUAUGUCCAUUUUCUCCAUUUUUUUUUUUGUAAAAGAACAAAAUAGUAGUUGCAAAACUCAUAGUAACAUGUAGCUCGCUGACUAAAAGAUCAGUGGUGUUUAUUCACCUUCAAUACACUCCAUGCUGUAAGGUUAACUUUCAUACAUUGAACAGUGUCAGAGGAAAUCUGUGUUAAUUGACCUUUUUAUGAAGGUAAGAAUGAGGAGCAGGGUGGUUCUAGGUUUGUGGGUUGUAUUAUUUUUUUUUUUAUAUACAGUGAUGUGAAGUCUAUAUUUUUAAAACAGGGUUUGUGUAAUGGAUGAAGAAUGCAACUACUUUAUUUUGAAGCAUUACAAAAAGCAGUAUAAUAGAUGAGAAGGUCAUGUGAUGGAGUACGUGUUUUUAAAAAAGGAAAAGGAGUCCGUUACGAACAAAAGGCCUUCAUUACUUCUCAUUUUCAUAUGUUUUAUAACAUUUUGUUUGAAGUAUGAAUUCUGGUGCACGCUGCUGCAAAGUUAACCAUCCUGUCAUCGGAGCAGAAUGAUACCAAACCACUUCCAUCACGUGUUGCAGUGACAACAACAGGCAACGCUUCAGCCACUACUCGGCGUAGGUUAACAUGUCUUAAAAGCGUCUUUUUGGUUUUAACCUUUUCAGUAUAUCCAAAUGUAUGAAGCUAUUUUGUAGUUUUGUUUCAUUCUUCAGGUGAUUAAAUAUCUAAAUGUAAUGAAACUGAUGCUAAAACACUGUAACACUAAGAAGAACACGUUAUUCUGAUGGCUUUGUAUUACACUGUUAAGUUACAAUUAUAAUGCAAUAAUAACAUCGA